AUGGAGACAUGUAGCGUUGGAGAAGUUACGCAUAGUGAUUGUCAUUUGUUGAGUUUUGUCAAGAAAAAGGACACAAAGAGUACUAAAAACCUCUCUGAAUCUGAGUUAACUUUAUUGAAAUUAAGAACAGGUGCAAGCAAUGAGUUAAAAACUAUUUGUCUUCAUCAUCAAUGUGUGUAUUUGCAAAAGUAUGAAUUUUUACAAAAGUGUUGUUGUGAUCCUUUUGAAAGACACAAAUCUUCAAUUCAGAAAGGACUUCGCAUUGUAACUUUAGAACUAAGUAGGACUAUUUCAGCAAAAGGAUUUCAAGUGAAACCAGGACAGAAGCUUUGUGCGAAUUGCAGGAACAAGUUUUCUCAGUUGAAUGAAUUUUCUGACGAUAUUGAAAAAACCAGUGAAAGCAGAAAUUCCUCAGAAGAAGAAGAUGAUGGAUUGAAUCUUAACGAGUUAAAAAAAUUACAAAAAAAAAAGACAAAUCGAGGAACUGAAUUCUUCUUUGCAUGA
This is a messenger RNA of Uloborus diversus, 504 nucleotides long. Its product is annotated as ARL14 effector protein-like. The transcript has a single exon. The record is from RefSeq and is a predicted model, not a curated record. Lineage: Eukaryota; Metazoa; Arthropoda; Arachnida; Araneae; Uloboridae. The coding region runs from base 1 to 504 and encodes 167 amino acids.